GCGGGGUGCAGCUGGAAGGAUGCUACUGUCGCCCGUGAUGUAUCUAUCGCCGGCAGGACGUAAAUGGACUAUUGACGGCGAAAAGAGAAGAGGAAUUAGCGAGAAAGGCCUGUCGCCGUGAGCUCCAAAGAUGGCCAGGCUCGCCGACUACUUUGUAGUGGUCGGUUACGACCUCGACAAGCGAGUGGAUGGUGAAGGUCAAGGUCGCAUUCUCCAGCGGUUUCCUGAGAAAGACUGGGAGGACAGCCCGUUCCCACAAGGCGUAGAGCUGUUCUGCCAGCCCAACGGUUGGCAGCUGGUUCCCGAGCGGCAGCCCGCCUCCUUCUUCGUAGCGGUUUUGACUGACAUCAACUCGGAGCGUCACUACAGUGCCUGCUUCACCUUCUGGGAGGGUCUGGACAACUCGCAGCUGCAGAAGGCGGAGGCCAGCGAGGUGGAUGAAGCCGACGAGGUGGUGGCCGUCGUCCAACCUGCUCAGGUUUUUGCCCCCAAGAGCCUGGUGCUGGUGUCCAAGCUGGACUAUACCGAGGCGUUCAGGAACUGUCUGGGUUUGAUCUACACCGUCCAUGUAGAUAGCCUGCCUGUCCCCUUGGAAACUGUGAUAGGAAACCUCCUCACGUGCGUCAUCCCCAUCGCCGGAGGCUCCCAGAUAAAUGAGUCCCCAGUUUGUAGUUUAGACAAGGUUCCUCAGGUGCUGGCCUGUGACUGGCUGCUGGCCUGUCUCCAGCCGGGCCAGGAGGAGAGAGAGGAGAGUUUGCGGACAAUUACAUUAGGCGCAGGUGAUCGGCAAGUUAUCCAGACUCCCAUGAAUGACUCCCUACCCGUCAGCGGCAGCAGCGUGGCUCAGCUCUUCAGACAGCUCGGUAUAAUCAAUGUGCUGUAUCUGUUCUGCGCCGCUCUGACGGAACACAAGAUCCUGUUCCUGUCCAGCAGCUACCAGCGACUAACAGACGCCUGCCGGGGGCUGCUGGCCAUCAUGUUCCCCCUCAAGUACAGCUUCACAUAUGUCCCCAUCCUGCCGGGGAAACUCCUGGAGGUCCUGAGCACCCCCACUCCCUUCAUCAUCGGUGUCAACUCAUUCUUCCGCUCCGAGACGCAAGAACUGUUGGACGUGAUCAUCGCUGACCUGGACGGCGGCACAGUGACCAUCCCAGAGUGCGUCCACAUCUCCCUGCUGCCUGAACCGGUCCUCCAGCAGACCCAGACUGUGCUCUCCAUGGUUUUGGAUCCAGAGCUGGAAAUCGCUGAUCAUGCCUUCCCCCCGCUGUCCACGCAACCCUCCAAACUCAAGAUCCAGGAUAAGGAGAUCCGGGGAGUCUUCUUGUGGCUGUUUGCUCGGCUCUUCCAGGGCUACCGUUGGUGUUUACACAUCAUCCGCAUUCACCCUGAACCAGUGAUCCGCUUCCAUAAGGCUGCCUUCCUGGGCCACAGAGCGCUGACAGAGGAUGACUUCCUGGUGAGGGUUCUGGACGGCAUGGCGUUCGCAGGCUUCGUGUCAGAGAGAGGUCCUCCGUACAGAGCCACGGAUCUGUUCGAUGACCUGGUAGCCAAUCAGGUGGAGCGGAUACGACAAGAGGAGACCUGUCCGCACAAAGUCAUGAACCACGUCAAAGAGCUGGCUGAGUUGCUCUUCAAAAACGAGAACCCUUACCCGUCUGUGUCCAUGCACAAAGUCCAGCGGCCGUCAGAGAGCAGCCAGAACUCAGCGCAGAUUCGGCCGCCCUUCCCCGCUCUGGACGAGGUGGCGGUGCAGCUCUUCAUCGACCAUGCAGCCGCCAAGCUCAAGACCGCACCGCCCGUGGUCAAGGCGGAGGUCAAGGACAUGGUCCCGUCCGGGCCCCCACUGGGAGACUUUGUGGACAGGAACGGCAACGUGAUGGCCAACAGCGCCCGAAGGCUGGAGGUGGUCCGGAACUGCAUCACAUACAUCUUUGAGAACAAGAUGCUGGAGGCCAAGAAGCUGAUGCCGGCCGUGCUGCGGGCGCUGAAAGGUCGGGCGGCUCGAGUUUGCUUGACGCAGGAGCUCAAUCAGCACGUCUUACAGAACCGGGCGGUGCUGGACGACCAGCAGUUUGACUACAUCGUCCGCAUGAUGAACUGCACCUUACAGGACUGCUCACAUAUUGAUGAACAUGGGAUUGCUGCCGCCCUCCUCCCAUUAGUCACAGCCUUCUGCAGAAAAUUGGGAGCAGGCAUCACUCAGUUUGCCUACAGCUGCGUACAGGAGCACACGGUCUGGACCACCAUGCAGUUCUGGGAGGCCAUGUUCUACAGCGACGUCCAGAACCACAUCAAGGCUCUGUACCUGGAGACAGAAGACCAGCAGAACAACUCGGUGAGCUCUCGCACAGAAACGAAUGAUAAACUGCCGCUGUCACCUUUUUGUCCGGAGAUCAUUAAUCCUAACCCGCUCGGUCCUCAGGAGCAGCAGCAGGACGGCUCGGAGAUCGGCGCCCUGGAGCUGGCGUCGGAGCAGAACCGCAUGUGGCCGACGCUCAGCAAGGAAAUGCAGACGGAGCGCGUGCAGAAGGAGGAGAGCACGGUGUUCAGCCAGGCCAUCCACUACGCCAACAGGAUGAGCUACCUGCUGCUGCCGCUGGACACCAGCAAGAACCGGCUUCUCAGGAGCACGGGCCUGGGAGACGUGGAGAGCGUCAGCAACAGCUACGUCACCAACAGUAUCGCUGGCAGCAUGGCGGAGAGCUACGACACAGAGAGCGGCUUCGAGGACGCCGAGAGCUCAGACGUGGCCAACUCCGUGGUGCGCUUCAUCAACCGCUUCGUAGACAAAGUGUGCAACGAGAGCGGCGUGACCAACGAGCACCUGAAGGCUCUCCACACCAUGAUACCAGAUAUCGUUCAGAUGCACAUCGAGACGUUAGACGCAGUCCACAGGGAGAGUAAGCGACUGCCACCGAUCCAAAAGCCCAAGCUGUUGAGGCCGACCCUGUUGCUGGGAGAGGAGCUGGUGAUGGACGCCAUGCGGGUCCACCUGAUCUCAGACGGGCGCGAGGAGGCCACGGGGCUGAUGGGAGGUCCGCCUCUGCUUCCUGCCGAGGGAGCCAUCUUCCUCACCAACUACCGGCUCAUAUUCAAGGGCACGCCCACCGACCCGCUGGUGGGCGAGCAGGUGGUGACUCGUUCCUUCCCCAUCGCCUCUCUGACCAAGGAGAAGAGGAUCUCCGUCACUUUACCCAUGGACCAGUUUGUCCAGGAGGGGCUGCAGCUACGAUCCUGCACCUUCCAGCUGAUGAAGAUCGCGUUCGACGAGGAGGUGGCGUCGGACCUGGCCGAGGUCUUCAGGAAGCACAUGCACAAGCUGCGUUACCCUCAGCACGUCCAGGGCACGUUUGCCUUCACCGUGGGUCAGUGCGGCAAGCUGGUGGUGGAGCACAAGACCAAGGACAAGAACCAGUCUCUCAAGACACUUUCCAAAAACCUGGUGAAGAGCGCCAAGAAGACCAUCGGCCGGCAGUACGUGACCAAGAAGAAGUAUUCUCCUCCUACCUGGGAGAACCGCAGCAGCUUCCAGUCUGAGCUGGACGAGGACGAAAUCUCAGUCUCAGAGGAGAUUGACCAGAGCUCCCUCACCCUCUCCUCCACCAUACGCUCCUCGGACAGACAGACCAUGAGCAACGUGGUCGAGCGAGCCUGUUGCCGCGAUUACCAGCGCCUGGGCCUGGGCACGCUCAGUAACAGCCUGACCCGCUCCAAGAACGAGCCCUUCAGGAUUUCUACCGUUAACCGCAUGUACACGGUCUGCAGGAGCUACCCCGGUCUGCUGAUCGUCCCACAGAGCAUCCCGGACUCCACCCUCCAGAGAAUCUGCCGCUGCUACCGGCAGAACCGCUUCCCUGUGGUUUGCUGGAGGAAUUCAAGAACCAAGGCUGUCCUGCUGCGCUCUGCAGGCCUCCACGCCAAGGGGGUGGUGGGCUUCUUCAAAUCCCCCAAUGCCACCAGUUCAGUUCCCUCCCAGGCAGACUCCACCAGUCUGGAGCAGGAGAAAUACCUGCAGGCCAUCAUCAGCUCCAUGCCCUCCUACAGCGAGAACAGCGGCAGGAACACACUGAGCGGCUUCACCUCCACACAUAUGAGCACCUCAGACUCGUCAGAUAAGCUGAGGCAGCCAAAGAUCGGAGCUCUGAUGAAGCAGGUGAUGAUGGGCAACAAGGAAGACGUUCCUGGAACCUUCAGCAGAGGAGCUCUGGGUCAAAGGGCGAAAGUCAUCUCCCUCUCUCAGCCCAAAGUGUCUGGCAAGGCCAGGACCCCUAAUAGAGGUAAAUGGGGCAGUAUCCGGGGCAGCGGGCGUCUAAGUGCCUACAACCCAGACGUGGGGACGCGUCUGGCGGGGAAAGAGUCUCCGCAGCCCAACGGAGGGCCGAGCGAGGCGCUGUUCUUCCGCCAGCAGAAGGCCUACCUCUACAUCAUCGGAGACAAGGCUCAGCUCAAGGGAGGGAAGCAGGACUCGUUCCAGCAGUGGGAGGUGGUCCCCAUCGAGGUGUGUGACGUACGGCAGGUAAAGAACAGCUUCAAGAAGCUGAUGAAGGCCUGUGUGCCGAGCACCACAACCACCGACCCCAACAUGAGCUUCCUGCGCUGCCUGGAGGAGUCUGAGUGGAUGACCCUGCUACACAGGGUGCUGCAGGUGUCGGCUCUGGUGGUGGAGCUGCUGGAUACAGGCUCGUCAGUCAUGGUGAGCCUGGAGGACGGCUGGGACGUCACCACACAGGUGGUGUCCUUGGUUCAGCUGCUGUCCGACCCCUACUACCGAACCUUCGACGGGUUCCGGCUGCUGGUGGAGAAGGAGUGGCUGUCGUUCGGACACAGAUUCAGCCACCGUGGAGCGCAGACGCUGGCCAGCCAGAGCAGCGGCUUCACCCCCGUUUUCCUGCAGUUCCUCGACUGUGUGCACCAGAUCCACCUCCAGUUCCCCAUGGAGUUUGAGUUCAGUCAGUACUACCUGAAGUUCUUGGCCUACCACUACGUGUCCAACCGUUUCCGCACCUUCCUGCUCGACUCGGACUACGAACGCAUCGAGCUGGGAAUUCUGUAUGAGGAGAAAGGAGAGAGGAAAAGCCCUCAGGUGUGCAAGUCCGUGUGGGACUACAUCGACAGACUCAACAAGAAAACACCCAUUUUCUACAACUACAUGUUCUCUCCUGAAGACGAUGAGGUGCUGCGGCCGUACACCUUCGUCUCCAACCUGAAGGUGUGGGACUUCUACAUGGAGGAGACGCUGUCAGAGGGGCCGUCCUACGACUGGGAGCUGAGGGGCCGGCCGGACCGCGUGUCGGAGGAGACGUCCGACAAACCCGACACCAGCGGGCCAAAGUCGCAGCGGCGCAUCGUGUGGCCGUGCUACGACAGCCUGAGCAAGGUGGUGCCCGACGCCAUCACCAAGCUGAUGCAGGACCUGCAGAGUCUGGAGGCCGAGCUGGGACAGACAUCGGAGAAGUGGAAGGACAAGUGGGACAAGAUGAAGACGGCGCAGCGGACUGAGACCAAACUGGAGAGCAAGCCAUCGUUCUCCAGCUCCCUUCUCAUGUCAUCCAACCUGAGCCACCAGCGGCGCUCUCAGGGUGUCUACCUGCAGGAGAGCGGCGUCGGUUCCUCCAUCAACCUGGCUAUGGACUGCGAGGCCAGCGCCACCUCCACGCCCGUCGGCGGCCGGCCGAGCACCAGCACGCUGUACAGCCAGUUCCAGAGCACCGAGAGCGAGAACAGGAGUUUUGAAGGCAUCUUGUACAAGAAAGGGGCAUUGUUGAAACCAUGGAGACCGCGGUGGUUCGUGCUGGACAAGACCAAACAUCAGCUGAGAUACUACGAGACCAGGCAGGACAAGGACUGUAAAGGCAUGAUCGAGCUGGCCGAAGUGGAGUCCGUCAUUCCAGGAGCGUCUGCCAUGGGAGCUCCCAAAAACAUUGAUGAGAAAGCCUUCUUUGAUCUCAAGACGACCAAACGAGUGUACAACUUCUGUGCACAGGACAGUGCGAACGCACAGCUGUGGAUGGACAGUGUUCAGAGCUGCCUGUCAGACGCCUAAAAAAAAGAUGCGGGACUCUUUACAAAAAAUAAUUAAAAGGAGCGAUGCAACCAAGGAACGGAUGAGCAGUGACGGGCAUCUCUGUCAGCCAAUCCCCAAGCGGAACAGGGAGAGAGGAGGGUGGGGGAGGGGGGGAAAGGGGCCUUUCACCACUUAAAGCUCUGUUCUGUGCGCUAGUGUUGAACUAAUACUUCAUGUGUCACAACGUUUCAGUGUUUUUGUUAUAAAAAAAAGUAAGAAAAAGACAAAAAAACAACAACAAACAAACAAACAGAUGUCCCUGAAGAACCACUCGCUGUUGUCUCAUCAUGUAGCUGCAGCCUCCCACCUCCCCGACAGUCUGACCACUUUCAAAAUAAAAUACAAUGCAUGUCGUUGCAUUUGUGAGCGGUCCUGCAGCUCAAGACACAGCAUGAAGAUCUAUUCCAGACCCUCCACCUGUGCAAAAAAACCACAACCCCUCCCUUCUCUGCUUAACCCUGCUCGCCAUGUUCAAAACACUCCGGGGGAGGAAUGACGGACGAGCUGCAGUCUUUAGCCGGAGGACUCGUUAUAAGACUGGAAACGGAUCUUUAAAUAAAACAAAAACAAACAACUUUUAUUUUGGCGGGUUGAAGGACCAAAGCAACCCAGCAGCGAGCGCUCAUCCUUCUGGUCUCAAGAGGUCUCGGCUCUUUCUUGCCUCUCACUGCCUGAUGUAGCCCCGUUUGCAGUAUAUUUAGAGGAAGUUUUAGGGGAAGUGGAGCGCAUUGCAGCACGUGCAACAAAAGAGGGGGGGGGGGGAGAGAGAACAGGGGGGGUGCUCCUAAACGGUUCAUGAAGGAUUUCCUUUUUUUAAAAUUUUUCCACACACAUAAAACAAAUCUCAAACUAGCACGAGAAGGAGAUCAACAUCAUCAGAGAGCGGCAGGCGUUGAGGAUUUAUAUAUAUAUAUAUAUAUACACAUAUAUAUAUAUUACUGUGAAAGACACGAAUCAGUCGCAGAGAUCAAACAGAGCGCCAGUCGGAGAUUACAGUCAGCGUGCAUCGAGUGUUUACAAAGCAGAUAAAAAAAACUUGCCCCUCACUAAGCUAAACUCUGCUCCUCACCUGCCUCUUCUCAACCAACACAACCACUAUUCACAUUCAGUUUUUUUUUUUUUUUUUGAAGGGAUGCUGAAGGAAAAAGGAGGGAUAUAUUUUGUUGUGAUGUCUUACAAAAAACAAAUCUAUAGAAGGAGAUCCGGAAGUUAGGAGACUAAUGAACUGAGGGGGUAUUAAUGGGAGAGACUACAGUUUGUUUGAGAGAGAUGGACAGGAUAAAUGUGUGUAUUUUUUUCACUCUUGGGGGGUCUUGAUGUCAUAAAUGUGUCCUGUGGGUGUUGCUGACUUUGCCAUCGCCACCUUUUUGUGGAGGUGUGAGGAAACAUGACUCAGCAAAAAUAACUUCUAGCAACACAAGCCUCUUUAAAAGUUACAUUUCACAUUAAGUUAUUUUGAACGCUACCUAUUUCAAACUACCUAUUCAUCUGCAGUAUUAAACAGUUCUAUCAAAUGGAAGCAUACAAAGCACGAUUCUACUUGUAGUUUUGGUUACUGUAUGGAGAGCUAAUAGUAUUGGUUUUGCUCACCACUCUUUCGCAGUUAGACUGCAUUUAAACCGGUUUCUUAUAUUAUUUUGCUUCUUCCAAGUUUCUUGAACCUCUACGAUCAAAUGUGGCGAGUGUAAAGUCAGUCUGAAUGGAUACAGUUAUGAAAACAGGUCUAUGGAAGAUUGAAAAGUAGUGGAAUUAACCCUUUAAUGAUGUCGGGACAGGGGAAAGUCACUCAAAAACGUCUGCGAGCGCCGAUCAGGUUAACACUCAUAAUCAUUACAUUACCACACUUAUUGUGAGGGAUGUGUUGAGACUCACCGCACCUGUUUUCAGACCUGUGUUGACACCAGUGUUUAAGCGUUAGCGCCUGUUGUACAUAGACGAGACUGUUAUAGUUAUAGAGAUUCAGUACGUUCAACUGGAAGGUUUCAAACAUCAAGUCAAUUUAAAAAAAAAUUUUUUUUAAGGUUUGCCCCCCCCUCACCCUCCCCCCCACACAAAACCACUCUGACCCACACACGUUUAACACACACCCUACUCUGUAAAAUAUGGUUAUACUGCUGUCUUUGUUGAAGAUAAAAAAUUUGAAAUUGUAGAUUUUUUUUUUUUGUGUCUAAUAACUCCUUUGUAUAUACUACUCCAGAUUUGUAUGUAACGUUUAUGGUAGUAAUUUAUUUAACUUGUCUCCUCAGUAAAGAAAGUUCCUCAAGCACCACUUUAUUUUUAAAUUAGGAAUUCAAUGUGCCAUUUUGUUUAUUUUCUGUAUUAAUGUGACUAAUGCUUUUUUUUUUUUGGAAAAUGUACAAGUAAACCCUCAAUGUCUUUUUUUUUUUUUUUGGUUAAUACGGUUGUCCUUACUCAACACCAACCGUAUGCAAGAGUGGAAAUGGUGUGUUUGUGAAAGAGGAAGCCUCUGGGCUUUUAUUUUGUUUUUUUUAAAAGGCUGGUUGGAUUUUACUGUGUUGCUCACCCACAGUGCUGCGAUGUUGUGGAUGUAGAUUACUGUGGAAAUAAACGGGAUACGUCGAGUCUUAA
Molecule: messenger RNA, 8653 nt
Organism: Scomber scombrus (Atlantic mackerel)
Lineage: Eukaryota; Metazoa; Chordata; Actinopteri; Scombriformes; Scombridae
Gene: sbf1
Product: SET binding factor 1
Exons: 42
Coding region: 131-6043 (1970 amino acids)
Source: RefSeq, a predicted model, not a curated record